AUGCAGACAACCCUGUUCCCAUUCAUUGGCUCCGCCCAAAGGGUGGCGCUGCCAAUAAAACGUGAAACAGAGGCUACAAAAGACACAAUGAAGCAGCGGCGUGACGGAGAAUACGCUGAUUCAUAUCCUGUCGGUUCACAAGUGGCCAAAACACUGGCUUCGCAGCUUCGCCAUCUUCGCCCGCACCUCUGCAGUGGGUUUUUUGCGCAUUCCAAAUAUGGUCGUCGCUCGCACCCCUGGAACGCUUUCGCACUUGGCAAACCACCAGCAAUUCGCACUGUUGUCUCAAGCCUACACCCUGCUCGCAACAGCGACGAUGGGGAGCUGCUUGUCUCACCAGUGGACACGUUCAGGAAUUCCAUCCUGAGCACUGCGUGGGACCCCAGAGAUGAAUACAUCAUUGCUGCUCAACGCUCCGGUUUUCAGCUUUUCGGCGCGUCCUCGUGGCUCGAAGAUUGCAACGUCCCAUGCGAAACAUCGAAGCCAGUUCUGGAGCUCAAAUCGACCACGGUGCAAGCACGAUUAGGAGGAGAAAAUAGAAUCAGCUUUGGGCUCUUAGUGGCACAGUUUCUUGGCAGCUCAUUAAACACCAUUUGUGGCUAUAGUGGUGCUCAACAACUCGAUAUUUUUGACCUGGAGGACUUGGAUGAAGCAACAGGAGAGCCGCUCCGUACAUACAACCUUCGCGCAUUGCAAUUUGACAGCUGCUGUCCGCUUGUGAAUGGCAUCUCAGCAACCACCGCCGUAGUAACGGUGUCAGACACCGUUGCUGUCGCUGCGUUGUCCAAUGGCUGCACUGCUCUUGUCGAUGUACGGGCUGCAAGUCCUGUGCUUUGUACUGAGGCUCCGCCCCCACCUGCAAUUUUGAGUGCGUGUAACCCGGGCACGCGUCGAGUAGCGCAAGGAACAGCAAUCACGGCCGUUGAAGUAGCGGAUCGUAGCAAUUGUGUUCAGUUACUGACCGGGACCAAAGAUGGAAUGCUCGUACUCUGGGACUUGCGAAAGCGCAACGAACCUGUUGCAAUAAGUUCUGUUGGUGGGGAGAUCGAAGCGCUGCACGUUAUCGAUCCAUCAUUAUCGUGCAGGUGCGGUGCGCCGACGUUGUGGCUCAACACUGAUUCGGGUAAUAUUGCUUGCUUCUCAAUUGGUGUGUCGUCUUUUGAAGAAGUGACGCGUGUCAGCACCAGCGACUCGCGCCGCACUCAACUUUCAGCAAGCCUAUCACCACCAAAGCUGUCUGUUAUGCCACUGCUCGAUUGCCUUAUUUACCCACACAUUUCGUCAAACAGUAUUUUGUUUUACGAUAUCGGCCGCCCUAUCUCUGCGGCCGAAAGCCACUCUACCGCUGGUGUUUCGAAAUGUAGCCUCACCGGUGCACAGAAAAAUAAGCAAACAUCAUUUAUGGGCGACUUCAAGGCCGCUAGAGUGCUUCUGCCGGAGCGUGAGAGCGAUGACGACUGUGCGUUUUUGCCCUCUGAUUUGAAGAAGAGCACAUGGUCCCCAUCUCUUCUUUUCUCUUGCCCAUUUUCUGACUGGUCACACCAGCUAUGUAGCGUUUCUGCGUCAAACAAACACAGCACAAUUUGUGUCGGAGGUGAUGACGGCGAUUUACAUGUGCUCUUUGACUCUGCCUCAUAG
Molecule: messenger RNA, 1638 nt
Organism: Leishmania mexicana MHOM/GT/2001/U1103
Lineage: Eukaryota; Euglenozoa; Kinetoplastea; Trypanosomatida; Trypanosomatidae
Exons: 1
Coding region: 1-1638 (545 amino acids)
Molecular function (GO): protein binding
Source: RefSeq, a predicted model, not a curated record